UGCGUAUGGCGUAGUUAUGCAGCUGAUGAGAAAUCGGUUUCCAUUGCUACCUGGAAGCCUCAUUUGAAGGCCUUACAUACCUGCAGCCCUACAAAUCAGAAGCUGAGCUUUAAAGAACGGGUGCGGAUGGCUAGCCCGAGAGGCCAGAGUAUCAAGGGCAGACAAUCUUCAGUUGGGGACAGAAGAUCGCCAAGUACGGAUAUUACCGCAGAGGGCAGCCCAACAAAAGUACAAAAGAGUUGGAGCUUCAAUGACCGAACACGCUUCCGGCCUUCCCUGCGUUUGAAGAGUUCUCAGCCUAAGCCAAUACCAGAUACUGAGGCCAAUCUUGGUGCUGAUGACCUAUAUGAUGAAAGAGGAUGUCAGUGUGAUGUAUCAGUAGAAGAUCUAACUCCAGCACUUAAAACAGUUAUCCGAGCUAUCAGAAUCAUGAAAUUUCACGUUGCCAAAAGGAAGUUUAAAGAAACUUUACGUCCCUAUGAUGUCAAAGAUGUCAUUGAACAGUAUUCAGCAGGUCACCUGGAUAUGCUGUGUAGAAUUAAAAGUCUCCAGUCUCGGGUUGAUCAGAUUCUUGGAAGGGGACAAAUUACCACCGAUAAAAGAAGUCGAGAAAAAAAUACUGUAGAGAAUGAGACAACUGAUGACCUCAGCAUGUUAGGGCGUGUAGUCAAGGUAGAAAAACAGGUCCAAUCUAUUGAAUCAAAAUUAGAUUCACUACUAGACAUUUAUCAACAGGUUUUGAAGAAAGGAUCUGUGUCCGCAUUGACUUUAGCUUCGUUUCAAAUGCCGCCUUUUGAAUGUGAUCAAACCUCUGGUUACCAGAGUCCUGUAGAUAGUAAAGAUUUGUCUAAUUCUGCUCAGACUAGUGGAUCUGUUUCCAGAUCAGCCAGUGUCAACAUGCCAUGUGGCCUACAGCUUAUAUUGACACCAAAUGAAUUCAACACUCAAGCUUACUAUGCCUUUAGUCCAACUAUGCAUAGUCAAGCCACACAGGUGCCAAGCGAUGGAUCUGUAACUCUGUCCACUAAUAAUGCACUAAACCAAAUAAAUCAGACAUCUAAACCAACAGCACCCACUACAUUACAGAUACCCCCCUUUUCAUCAGUAAAGCAUAUCAAUAGGCUGCAGCCUAUUAAUUUUAUUCCUGUUAACACACAGGAAAAUACUUCUGAUGUCACCACUUGCCUUGUUGCUUCAAAGGAUAAUGGACAAAGUUCACAGUCCAGUGUGACAAAGGAUCUUUCAUGGAGAAAAAGCCUUGACACAGAGAAUGAACCUCUAGUCUCUGUGAAACCAACGGUACAAAUGGAUAUAGGAAAAUCACUGUCAGUACAAAACCUUAUACAGUCAACAGCUGAAGAACUGAGUCUACAGAUUUCUGGAAGUGAUACCAGUAGUUCAAGAAGUAGCCAAGAACUAUAUAGCAAAUGGAGGGAAUCAAAAUUAUUUAUAACUGAUGAAGAUUUGGAAACAGAGAGAGAAAAUGAAACUUUUGAAGCCAUUACCCACCCAUUAGUGGAAACAACUCUCUCUACUGACUCUCUAAGGACUGGAAUGUCAAGAUCAUCUCAAAGUAUUUGCAAGCCAGGAGACAGCACAGAUGUUCUCAGCCUUCCUCAUGUCAAACUUAAAUAA
Molecule: messenger RNA, 1635 nt
Organism: Thamnophis sirtalis
Lineage: Eukaryota; Metazoa; Chordata; Lepidosauria; Squamata; Natricidae
Source: RefSeq, a predicted model, not a curated record